CUAACCUCUCUGACUGACGGACGGACGGACGUGUUUGAUUAUGGCAGUAUGAACUGGGGCUAUUGAACUAUUGUACUAUUAUAAAGCACUAUUUAAUCACAGUGCAAACAUCUUAACUGGGAGGUGUGUAAACAGCACGCUGGACUACACCAGCCUCACACCGGCUGGCUGAUUGCAAAACUCCAGCAUAUCCUCCUCGGGGCAUGUGGUGUGCUUUAGUGGGUGUGACUGGUGACAGAUGAUUGGGAGUUUUGCUGAAUUGACAGCACAUAACUGAGGGCAGGUUUUACGAACAGGUCCGCCAAGAGCUCCUACUCUUAGUUACAUGAGUAGAAAGAAACUGUCUGAGGAGGUGAAGUCUGUAUGAGGAGAAGAAGGAGAAGGUGUUGGGCUCUGCGGUGAAACUUCUUCUAAGACAAUGAUGAUAACGAUGAUGAUGAUGAGGAUGAUGAUGAUGCCACUUGCAAUGAGCAGAUAGCCUCUGUGGAAUGCUGUUAUACGGGUUUUUGAGUGACACUAUUUGAAGCACCCUGUAAAAAGAAAGAACAGCAGGAUUUUGGAGAUGUCGAACAGUCGAGAGCAGAUGAGUCCUGCUGAGGUGUCCAGCCAGUCCAAGGCGUCAGCAGCAGCUAAACUGAAGUAUGUGUCUCUGGGGGUUCUGGUGCUCCAGACCACCUCUCUGGUGCUGACCAUGCGCUACUCUCGGACGCUGCAGGAAGAGGGUCCGCGAUACCUGGCCUCUACCGCUGUGGUGUUCACUGAGGUCAUCAAAAUCAUUGCCUGUGUCAUUCUGGUCUUCAGAGACCACAACUGCAGCAUGCGAGGCCUGAAUCAGGUCCUGAAGGAGGAGAUUGUGAACAAGCCCUUGGAGACCCUGAAGCUGGCCAUCCCAUCAGGCAUCUACACUCUCCAGAACAAUCUGCUGUAUGUGGCUCUGUCCAACCUGGAUGCUGCGACCUACCAGGUCACAUAUCAGUUGAAGAUCCUGACCACAGCCCUGUUUUCCGUGUCUAUGCUUGGAAAGAGACUUGGCGUUUACCAGUGGCUGUCUUUAGUCAUUCUAAUGAUGGGCGUAGCUCUUGUGCAGUGGCCUUCAGAUCCUCAGAAGAGUCCUGAGGAGAAGGGCAUGGAGCAGGAGAUGCCCACAGGCUCUCAGUUUGUAGGACUGCUGGCCGUGCUGGUGGCCUGCUUCUCCAGUGGCUUUGCCGGCGUCUACUUCGAGAAGAUCCUUAAAGAGACCAAACAGAGCGUCUGGAUCCGCAACAUCCAGCUAGGUUUGUUUGGGCUGGUAUUCGGAGUAAUGGGAAUGUUAGCGUACGAUGGGAAGAGGAUCAAGGAGAAUGGAAUUUUCCAAGGCUACAACAAAGUGACCUAUGCUGUGGUGCUUCUACAGGCUUUGGGUGGGUUGGUGAUUGCAGCAGUCAUCAAGUACGCUGACAACAUCCUGAAAGGAUUCGCCACGUCUCUCUCCAUCAUUUUUUCCACCUUCAUCUCCUACUUCUGGCUGGCAGACUUUGUCCCUACCAGCUUGUUCUUCUUGGGGGCAGUGCUGGUCAUCACCGCCACUUUUCUUUACGGGUACGAAGGCAAACCGGUCACCAGCUCCAGUAAAGUAUAGAGGACGGCAUGAACAUAAGAGCGCAGUCAUGGACCUGCCUGCUGGGCCUCUGAGUCCCUGACCUUGCCCACGACCCCGGAAUACACAGGACGGGCCACGGGCAGAACGUGAAGAUAUGACUGUCAGGAGCAGCUUGAGAAGAAUGAAAGAGCAGAAUGGAGGAGAGCGUGAAGAGGAGCUUACUCAGGCCUGUGUCAGCAAAGUCUCUCUGGAUUUAUUGCAUGAAUGAGCGAGACACUGGGGCGGUCAUUUAGAGUGAUGUGGGUUUUUUUUCUCUUUAAGUUAUGGUUUUUAAGAAAGACUGAAUGGGAAUUACGGUUGCGGUUAAGUAAAAAGUUUUUUUUUAAUUAAAGUUAAAUUUUUUUUAAAAAUAAAUAUAUUUAUAAUUUUUUCAGCAACUCGGUUCCGAUACAACAGCUCACAGACGCAGCCUUGUGCUGAUCCACAUCACCCUCGAAGUGAUGAGGGGAAAGAGUGAGCGCCAUCUGCUGUACCAACCGAGAGAGAGCAAGACCUAUUGUGUGCUCUCAGGGCUCCGGCAGCUGAUGGCAAGCUGCAUGACUGGGAUUCGAAUCAGCGAUCUCCCGAUCAUAGUGGCAGCCCAGGACGCUGAUUUUCUAAUGUGUGCUUCUUUAGUUUACCAUAGAAGAUGCUAGGCUAAUGUUGCUAAAAACACUAAACUUGGAUUUGUCACCGAUGUCAUCUUUUUAAGUACAAAAACAUACAAUUUUUAUUUAUUUACUUUCAUGCUAACAUGCUAACAAAAAGAGAAGUUUUGCUGUGUGGUAGCAAUGCUAACAGUGUGAUAGCAAUAAUAACAUCUCAUUAGCGGUGAUAACAGUGUGUUAGCCACGCUAACAGUGUGAUAACAGUGUGGUAGUGUUGCUAAUGGUGUGCUAGCAAUUAUAAUAGUGUGGUAGCAAUGCUAGUGGUCUGAUAGCAAUAAUUACAUCUCAUUAGUGAAGAUAUAAGUGUGGUAAUGUUGCUAAUGGUGUGCUAGCAACAAUAACAGUGUGCUAGCAAUAAUUUCAUCUCAUUAGCGAUGCUAACAGUGAUGCUAAAGGUGUGGUAGCCAUGCUUACAGUGUGGUAGUGAUGCUAAAGGUGUGGUAGCCAUGCUAAAUGUGUGGUAGUGAGGCUAACAUUGUGAGCACCUACACUAAAUAAAAGAUUAAAAAAGUCAAAAAGUGUUUUGUUGCAAACAAAUAAAGAUCUGAGGGUUUUAAGGAAAUGCUAUUAGCCUAGCUCCCCCUGUUGUGAACUAAAGAAGCACACAUCAGAUACCAAAUAUGUCUUAAGUGAUUGAUAGUAUCUGGGGUCAAUAAUCAAUUACGUUACUUUUAUUUUUUUGCUAAAAAUUCCUUAAAGGAACACUAUCAGUGUUAUCUAUGUUUUGUAUCAUCUGUCUGGACAACUUUUAUUUUUUACAGUUUACUGUUACAAUAUUUUACACUUGACAAAUGCACUGGCCACUUUAUCAGAAACCUUUACCCUGUGGAUGUUUCUAAUAAAGUGGCCAGUGAGCGGAGGUGCAAGGUAGUAGGUGUUUACAAUAAAGUGGCCAGUGAGCGGAGGUGCAAGGUAGUAGGUGUUUACAAUAAAGUGGCCAUUGACUGAAAGCACAAAGUAUGUGUUUCCAAUAAAGUGGCCAGGAAGCAUAUAUAGUAGGUUUUUACAAUAAAAUAAAGUGGCCAGUCAGUGGAAGAGCAAGGUACUGGGCGUUCUAAUUAAGUGGGCAGUUGGUGGAAGUAAAAAUGUAGGGUGUUUCCAAUAAAGUGGCCAAAAAAAAAAGAAUACUUUUUACAGCAAAGUACCAAAGCAUUCACACUCCCUCUGGUGGUGCACACAAAAAACUGCUCAAGUCAAAAGCCAGAGAUGCUCAGUGCUCUUUUUAUUAGAAGCUCAGAGGGGGAAAAGUGAACAAUCAGAGCUCACUGGUCUUAACUCGGGCAUUCAAAAGAAAAAAAAACAUAUUUCACAUCACAGUCUGUUUUAAUUCAUUUUUUUUUUUUUUU
Messenger RNA from Astyanax mexicanus (Mexican tetra), 3632 nucleotides. It is a transcript of the gene slc35a3b, whose product is annotated as solute carrier family 35 member A3b. The record is from RefSeq and is a predicted model, not a curated record. The transcript is spliced from 9 exons. Gene Ontology annotation, molecular function: UDP-galactose transmembrane transporter activity. Gene Ontology annotation, biological process: pyrimidine nucleotide-sugar transmembrane transport. Gene Ontology annotation, cellular component: Golgi membrane. NCBI's taxonomy places the organism in Eukaryota, Metazoa, Chordata, Actinopteri, Characiformes, Acestrorhamphidae. The coding region runs from base 563 to 1618 and encodes 351 amino acids.